This is a messenger RNA of Punica granatum (pomegranate), 3079 nucleotides long. The record is from RefSeq and is a predicted model, not a curated record. Lineage: Eukaryota; Viridiplantae; Streptophyta; Magnoliopsida; Myrtales; Lythraceae.
ACACACAUUACAUAUUUUCCUCUCUCUAAAGAUAUCAACUUUCUCUCUCUAAAUCCUCUCUCCGCCUUCUCCUCCUCCUCCACCUCCUCAGUACACAGAGAGAGAGAGAGAGAGAGAGAGGGAGAACCUAUACUCCACCUUCGCGCCGCCUCACCCGCAAACGCUCUGCAUUCCCUCUGAAAAUCUUGCCCUCGACCCUUCAUUCCCGUAAUCCUUCUGCCCGCCGUCACCCGUCGGGUUUUGCUUCCCUUUUGUCCAUUGAUUCUUGUCCGCUUAAACGCUUCAGUGGGAUCGUCUCCUCUGUGGACUGGUACGUACUGGGUUUGUCUCUGCGGGUCUCGUUUGUGCUGACACAUUGUGUAAAGGGUGACAGGGCCUUUCGUAUCUUGUGAAGCCCACUGCCUUCCUGAGCAAGAAUGGAUUCGAAGACUUUGAAGAGAAUGGCGCAAGGGAGACAUGAGCAAGGGAUUGACGAGUUGAACACGCUUCUGUUUCUAGGAGAGAUGCCUAACGCAACAUUGGGACAACAGCGAUGCGAGGAAUCUGUGCUCACAAGGCUUACUUCUGGUGAUCCUCCUGGCAACUUCAAUAUCAUGAACAAUGGUUUCCAACAAAACCACUUUGAAGGCCUCCCGAUGGAAACAGUAGAACUGAUUGAUGACCGAGUCCUAUCGUCUGCAUUUGCAGAAUUAAACUUGAGAGAUGGACUUGCAAUGGAAGCUCUUCCAUUCACCAAUUGUAUUCAGAACACCGAGCGCCAGAGGAGCACCUUAUUCUCUGUACAGUCACAAAGUAGUUCUCCCUGUGUUUUCAAUGAACUUAACGGAACGAAUGCGGGGUUGCAGAAUGCAGAAAAUUAUAUUAAUGCAGCAGGGUUAAUGAACAAUGGGAUUCGAUUUGUUUCACAUCUGCCUUGCCCUGCGGAUACUCAAUCUUCUCCACCUUACUUACAUCCUCAGCAUGUUAAUCAAUCUCAAUUCACACGGAGGAAUAUAGAAGAGGAACAAUUGGACAAGAUGCUCAAGCAAAGACACCUUUAUCUGCAUUGGCUGCAGAGUCAUCAUCUUGAUACUCAGAACCUGAUUCACGCGAAUUCAAACUUCGUUCCAGGGCUGAUGAAUCAGAAUCAAGGCCAGUUUUUCCAAAGCAACGGAAGUCCACAACAGCUAGACCAGUGGAGUCUUGGCCUGCCUCAUGGUGAUCUUGAUUCUGUCCAAGUUCUUGAUAAAAUCUCAAGACAAUCAUGCCCCAUGAAGAUUUUAAAGAGAUCAAAUGGCUUGAGCACUCUCAGAGCCAUGAAGUUGGGGCCUGUCCGAGGGAAUGAUUCACUUAACAGCGUGAUUCAGAGUGGAAAGUUUAUCGAUAACGGUCAGGUCCGCUACAACUCAUGCAAUUCAGAUCAUGGCUCCUUCCAGUUGGGAAGUCUAAGAGAGAGUUGUGGUCAGUUCUCCAACAUAAAUGGUCUCAGAGGGGCUGACAUGGCGCCCCUGCCUCUGGAAUAUGGCCAUGUCAACGAAGUCAGGGGCUGCAUUUAUCGUCUCGCUAAAGACCAAAAUGGGUGCAGAUAUCUCCAGAGGAAGUUCUCAGAAGGCAGCCCCCAGGAAGUUGAGACAAUUUUUCUUGAGGUCCUUGAGCAUAUUGCUGAUUUAAUGACUGAUCCAUUCGGGAACUACUUGGUCCAGAAACUGCUCCAAGUGUGUGACGAGAAUCAGACUACUCAAAUUCUUCGAGUGAUCACCCGAAAACCUGGAGAUCUGAUCCGCAUCUCAUGUGAUAUGCACGGGACUCGAGCUGUUCAGAAGGUUCUUCAAACCCUUAAAACUCAGGAGCAGUUUUCCAUUGCAUUGGCUUCGCUAAAGCCUGGGAUGGUGACCUUAAUGAAGAACUCAAAUGGUAAUCAUGUUGCGCAAUGCUGCUUGGAGCAUUUCAUGCCCAAAUACAGCAAGCAGUUCCUCUUCGAAGUUGCCGCCGAGAAUUGUGUGGACUUGGCGACUGACCGCCACGGUUGUUGUGUGCUUCAAAAAUGCCUCGGUCAUCCUGGGGGCGAACAGAGACUUCGUCUGAUAUAUGAAAUUAUAUCAAACUCUCUUGUUAUUUCUCAGAACCAAUACGGGAAUUACGUCAUUCAGUACGUUUUGCUUCACAUACCAGCGGCCAGACCUGAUGUUCUCGAGCAAUUGAAGGGUCACUAUGUGGAGCUGUCUAUGCAGAAAUACAGCAGCAAUGUCGUUGAGAAAUGUAUUGAAUAUGCCGAUGAGGAAAGCCACUGCCGAAUUAUCAAGGAGCUCAUCACUAGUCCGGAGUUGGAUCGAAUAAUGCAAGACCCUUACGGGAACUAUGUCAUUCAAGCUGCCUUGAAGAGUUCAAGGGGAGCGGUCAAAGCAGCGAUUGUGGAAGCUAUAAAGCCCUACAUUCAUGUGCUGCGGUCCAGUCCAUAUGGGAAGAAAGUCCUUUCCAGCAGCUGCUUGAAGAACUUAUGUCCUGCUCGUAGACAGGAUCUGGUAAAUUCUGUAGAUGGUGUCUGGGGAAACUUCGGAUUCGAAUCUUGGGGAUUUUGACUCUCGACCCGGAAAAAUAAGGAGGCCUUUCGACAGUUGAUGGGAACAAGAUGGAAUGUUGUUUUGUUGUCUGUUUCAUACGCACUUUUGGUAGUCGUAUCGGUUUUAGUUGGACAGUUACCAGAGAUCAAGGAGGGUUGGUCCAUCGAGCUUUUUUUUGGUUUGCUGACUGCUUUCUGAGUGAAGAAGAUACAAAAAUGGUGGAAAUGUACAAGAUGUACAGCACUGUUGGGUUCUUGCACAGGGUGGGUUUACUACAGAGUAUCGGCUAUGGAGCAAAGCUUUUAGGAGGGAGACAGGAUGGAUGCUCGGAAGAAUAUGGUAAUGGUAGAACUUUUAACAGAAGAAAACUAAUGCUCACUUUGCAUAGUGGAUAUAUAUAUAUAUAUAUAUAUAUAUAUAUAUUUAUGGCUGGCUGAUGUAAUAUGUACAUCACUUGCUUAUAUAUAUGUCAUAUAUUUUGCCGAAAUUAUAUUUACAUAUAAUAUAUGAGACAUGUUAUGUUCAGCGUCUUUCGUUUA